Molecule: messenger RNA, 3846 nt
Organism: Trichosurus vulpecula (common brushtail)
Lineage: Eukaryota; Metazoa; Chordata; Mammalia; Diprotodontia; Phalangeridae
Exons: 2
Coding region: 285-3686 (1133 amino acids)
Source: RefSeq, a predicted model, not a curated record
GUCUGGAUUUCUCUGACCCAAAUUUAUUGAAAGAAUCUUUUCGCUUUCCUGUUAUCUCUGAGCCAAGUUUGCCAAUAGAAUCCUUAGAAGUUCCUCUUCUUUCCAUAUUAACUUCUUCCAAAGGAACAAUAGAAAGUCAGCAAUCAUCUGGUUUACUGUCUCCGGUAGAAUUUGGAAAACAUGAUAGUACUCCAUCAGCCAGACCCAGUUCACCAAGAGAAUCAGCACAACCUUCCCCUGCUGCCAGUCCUAGAUUAUUAGGAUCAAGUGUGUCAAAACAGUCGAUGAAAGUACCUGCUUCCUCAAUGCCAAGUUCACAAAGAGAAUCAAUACAAGGUCCUGAUUUCUCUGUCCCAACUUCACUGAAAGAAUCCUUUGACUUUCCUAUUUUCUCUGGGCCAAGUUCAAUAAGGGAAUCCUUAAAAGUUUCUCCUCUUCCUAUUUCAAGGUCCUUAAAAGGUUCUAAACACAUUCUUCCUUCAUCGGGCUUAAGGUCACCAAUAGAAUACACAGACAGUGAAAGUGUUAACUCUGCCACUUCGAGUUCACCAAAAGAAUCCAAAAAACCACCUCCUCCCUCCAGUCCAAAUUUAAUUAGCAAAUACACACAAAUUAUUCCUAUUUCAGAUUCAAAUGUGGCAAAAGAAUCUGUAGAAUUUCCUGAUUUCUCUAUUUCAAGUUCACAGAGAAAAUCCUUACAAGAUCCAGCUUUCUUUGACUCAAAUUCCAUGACAGAAUCCUUUGAUUUUCCCAUUUUCUCUGGAGCAACUUCAAUAAGACAGUCUUUAGAUGUCCCCCCUUUUUCUCCUUCAAGUUCUUUGAGAGGAUCUGCAGAAGUGCUUCCUUCAUCUAGCUUGAGAUCCCCAAUAGAAUAUGCAGAGGGUGAGAGAUCCCAUUCUCCUAGCCCAACUUCAUCAAGACAAUCUAGACAACCUUCCCACCUUUCAAGCCCAAAUUUAGGGAGUAGAUUUAUGCAAUUUCCUUCCUCCUCAGGCCCAAGUAUAUCCAAACAAUCAAUGGAAGUCCAUGUUUCCUCAAUGUUAAAGUCACAGGGAGAAUCUGUACAAGACGCAACUUCAUUAGCCCCAAAUUCACUGACAGAAUCCUUUGAAUUUCCCAUUUUUUCCGGCCUAGGUUCAACAAGAGAAUCUUUAGAAGUUCCUCCCCUCUGUUCUACAUCAAAUUCAACGAAAGAAUCUUUAGCAGUUAUUCCAAUUUCUGGCUUGACAUCCGUGAAAGAACCUGAAGAGGACAAAAUUUCUGCUGCAGGCAGCCAGCAUUCAUUGAGGGAUUUCAUGGAUGCUCUAGCACUCAAGGGCCUAAGUUUCAGGACAGAAUUCAUGCACGUUCAUCCUCCCUUGAUUCUCAGUCAUCCACAAGAAUUCCCUGAAGGUCUCCAUGUCCCCAGUAGAGGUUCACAGAGACAAUUCAUUCAAGUUCCUACUUCUCCUAGCCAAAGUUCACAGAGAGAGUACAUGGAUCUCACUCCAUCCAGCAUCUCCCAGAGAGAAUCUAUUCAUAUUUCUUCUGCUUCAAGGCCAAGUUCUCUGAAAGAGUUAAUUCGUCUGUCUCCCACUAGUAUCAGCUCCCAGAGGGAAUUUGAUCAAGUUUCUGAUUUGUCCAGUCCAAGUUCACAGAGAGAGUCCAUGGAUCUCCCUCCCUUCAGCAUCAAUUCCCAGAGAGAACUGAUUCAAGUCCUUGUUUCUAACACCCCAAGUUUGCAGAGGGAUUCUCUAGGUCUCCCUCCACCCAAUACCAGUUCCCAGAAAGAAUCAACUGAAUUUCCUGAUUCUUCAAUUCAGAGUUCACAGAGAGAGUCCAUGCGUCUACUUCCCUUUAACAGCAGCUCCCAGAGAAAAUCCAUUCAAGUUCCUGUUUCUUUCAGUCAAAGUUUACAAAGAGAGUUAUUAGAUAUUGCUUUGCUCAACAUCAGCUCACAAAGAAAACUGAUUCACAUUCUUCUUUCUAAAACACCAAGUUCACUGAGAGAGUCUCCAAGUCUCCCUCCCUCCAGCAUCAUCUCUCAGAGAGAACUCAUUCAAAUUCCCAUCUCUUCCAGCCAAAGUUCACAAAGAGACUCUAUUGGUCGCCUUCCCACCAGCAUCAGCACCCAUAGAGAACUGAUUCAAGUUCCUGUCUUCUACUUUCUAAGUUCACAGAGAGAAUACAUGAGUCUUCCACUCUCCAGAAUCAGCUUCCAGAGAGAAUCAAUUCAAGUUCCAGACUCUAAUAAUUUAAGUUCACAGACAGACAGAGUCACACACAGAGAUCUCCUUCCCUUCAGCAUUGGCUCCCAGAGACAAUCCAUUCAACUUCCUGCUUCUUACAGUCCAAGUGCACAGAAAGUGUUCAUGGGUCUCCCUCCCUUCAGCAUCAGUUCCCAGAAAGAAUCCACUCAGGUUACUGAUUCUUCCAGCCCAAAUUCACAGACAGAGGCUAAUGACCUCCCUCUUUCAACCAUCAGCUCACAGAAGGAAUCCAUUCAAGUUUCCGUUUCUUACAGUCCAAGUGCACAGAGAGAAUCCAAGGAUCUCCCUUCCUCCAGCAUCAGCUCCCAAAAAGAAUCCACUCACAUUACUGAUUCUUCCAGCCUAACUUUACAGAGCGAGUCCAUGGGUCUCCACUCCAGCAUCUGCUCCCAGAAGGAAUCCAUUCAUUUUACUGAUUCUUCCAGCCCAAGUUCACAGACAGAGUUUAAUGAUCUCCCUCUCUCCAGCAUCAGCUCUCAGAGAGAAUCCACUCAACUUCCUGUUUCUUACAGAGAAAGUUCACAGAGAAUCUCCAAGGAUCAUCCUCCCUUCACCAUCAGCUCACAGAGGGAAUCCAUUCAAGUUAUUGAUUCUUUUAGCCCAGCUUCACAGAGAGAGGCCAUGGGUUUCCCCCUCUCCAGUAGCAGCUCCCAGAAAGACUCUAUUCAAAUCCGUGUUUCUUAUAUCCCAAGUUCACAGGAAGAGUUAAUAAAAGUUCUUCCAUCCUCCAGCCCAAUCUCCCAGAAAGAUUCCAUGGAAGUUUCUACCUCCCUUGGUCUUAGUCUAUCAGAAGAAUUCAUGCGAAGUCCCCUUUCCUCUGCCCGAAGUUCACCAAAAGAUUUCAUAGAUGCUAUUCCUUUAUCUGGUCCAGAUUCAUCAGAAGAAUUUGUGGGCACUCCUCUUUCCCUUGGCCAAAGUUAUCUGCAAGAUUUCAUUGAUUUUCUUCCUUUGUCAGGCCCAGUUUCAUCAGAAGAAUUCAUUGAUGUUCCUGCUUCCACUUCCCCAAGUACCACAGAGGAAUUCAUAGAAAUUCUCCCUUUCUCAAGGAUUUUGCCAAAUGAAUCCAUACAUGACUCUCUUUCCUCCGAGUCCAGUUCAAUGGGGGAAUUAGCACAAGUUCCAGCUGCUUCUAGAGAACGUUCGCUGAAAGAAUACUUUGAAAUUCUCCCUUUCCCAAGACAAAGUCCACCAAGAAAACCUAUCCAAACCCGUGCUCCAACUUUAUGUUUAUCAAAAGAUGAUGUGGAUGAAUUCUUUGACAUUCAAGUCCCCUCUUGCUCUUCACAUCAUCAGAGAGAACCCAUGCAAGUGCCCUUUUCACCUUGUCCAAGUUCAGUGGAUAAAUCUAUACAACCAUCUUCAGUCCCCCAAAAAGAAAAACCUGUCAAACCUACAAAGCCUUCCAAAGAGGAAAGGGAACCCAUGCAAAUCCCAUAGUGUUAAUGGAAAGAAACUCAGCUAAACACUACUGUUUCCAAGUCUCCUCAUGCCCCUGAUCCACUCACACCAAUAUAUUCAAGUCCACUAAACCAUUUAUGGUACUAUGCUAGGACUCUUAAGACUUGAGUAGAACGCAAAACAAUCAACAGCUUUGGUC